Messenger RNA from Phialemonium atrogriseum, 1599 nucleotides. Its product is annotated as general substrate transporter. Gene Ontology annotation, molecular function: carbohydrate:proton symporter activity. Lineage: Eukaryota; Fungi; Ascomycota; Sordariomycetes; Cephalothecales; Cephalothecaceae. The coding region runs from base 1 to 1599 and encodes 532 amino acids. The record is from RefSeq and is a predicted model, not a curated record. The transcript is spliced from 8 exons. Gene Ontology annotation, cellular component: membrane. Gene Ontology annotation, biological process: transmembrane transport; carbohydrate transport.
AUGGUCGGCCUUCACUUCCGGCCGAUGCGAGAGGCGGAGAGGGAGGUUGCUACUGCUGAAGCACCUCAUCUCCGUCGGGUGAUAUGGUACAAAGAUCCAGGCUUGAGGAAGCUAUAUGCUUUAACGAUGGCACUCUGCUUGGCUUCUGCCACGACGGGUUACGACGGGUCGAUGCUUAACGGCCUUCAGAUUUUGACUGUUUGGCAAGAUUACUUUCAUCAUCCGAGAGGAGCCUUGCUCGGCUUAUACGGAUCGAUCUACAGCAUUGGUAGUCUUGCUGGCCUGCCUUUUGCCCCUUAUAUCGCGGACUAUUUUGGCCGUCGGAUUGCAAUCAUUACCGGAUGCCUCCUCCUCUUCGUCGGAGUUGCCGUUCAAACGGCAUCCCAGAAUUUCUCCAUGUUCGUCGCAGCUAGGUUCUUCGUUGGGUUCGGUAAUAGCAUAUGCUCUAAUUCGGCGCCGCUUCUCCUCACCGAGCUUUGCCACCCGCAGCACCGAGGGAGGGUCACAACUGUGUACAACCAGCUCUGGGAUAUCGGUUCAAUCGCUGCAACUUGGAUAACCUUUGGCACGUUCAACAUCAAGAACAACUGGUCAUGGAGGAUCCCGUCCCUAUUCCAGGCCCUGCCCACCCUUCUGCUGUUCCUCUUCAUCUGGGUCGUCCCAGAGUCUCCACGUUGGCUCCUGUCAAAAGAGCGCGACUCCGAGGCGCUGGCGAUCCUGGCAAAAUACCACGCCAACGGGGACGAGACAAAUGCCGUUGUCCAGUUUGAGUUUCUGGAGAUUCGAGAGACGCUCCGUCUCGAGUACGAGUUCAAGAAGACUAGCGGUUUCCUGGAUUUCUUCCGAACAAAGGGAAACAGAUAUAGGCUCCUGCUGGUGAUUGUGCUCGGACUGUUCUCCCAGUGGAGUGGCAACGGACUGACGAGUUACUACUUUGCUUUGGUGAUGGACAGCAUCGGUGUCACUGACCCGAAGACCCAGUUUGAGAUUAAUGGGAGCAAGACGAUUCUCUCGUUGAUCGUCGGCCUCGCGGCAGCAGCUGUCGUUGAUAAAAUUGGUCGACGACCGCUCUUUUUCACGGCGACUUGUGGAAUGUUUGUGUCCUUUGUCCUCUGGACUGUCUGCUCGGCACUAUAUGACCUUCACCACAACCUCGUGGCUGGGAAGGUGGUUAUCUUUUUCAUCUUCCUUCACGGUGUCUUCUAUAACAUCGCCUGGUCUGGCCUGCUCGUCGGAUACACGGUAGAGAUUAUGCCGUACAAGCUGCGUGCAAAGGGUUUGAUGAUCAUGAAUUUCUUCGUUCAAGCCGCUUUGGUUUUCAACCAAUACAUCAACCCAAUCGGCCUGAAGAACUUGCACCCUCGAUGGCGCUUCUAUUCCAUCUACUGCGGCUGGCUCCUCUUCGACGUCAUCUUCGUGUGGAUCUUUUUCGUCGAAACACGUGGCCCCACUCUUGAAGAGAUUGCCAAGAUCUUCGACGGUGAGGAUGCCGAGGUCGCGCGUGUGGAUAUCGAUGACGACGAAGUUCUGCAGGAGAAGGUCAGAGCGGCGGCGGCAGAGGUCGAGCACGUUGGAGGGGAAGCAGGAAAGCGGGUUUAA